Molecule: messenger RNA, 5887 nt
Organism: Zalophus californianus (California sea lion)
Lineage: Eukaryota; Metazoa; Chordata; Mammalia; Carnivora; Otariidae
Gene: KCNG2
Product: potassium voltage-gated channel modifier subfamily G member 2
Exons: 4
Coding region: 278-1675 (465 amino acids)
Biological process (GO): potassium ion transmembrane transport; protein homooligomerization
Cellular component (GO): membrane; voltage-gated potassium channel complex
Molecular function (GO): protein binding; voltage-gated potassium channel activity
Source: RefSeq, a predicted model, not a curated record
CCCCCCGCUGGCCGGCUGGCCCCCAGGGGGAGGCGCGCGCGGGCUCGGGCCUCUGGGUGCGCUUCCAUGGAGGUCUGGGCGGCCGCAGCCGCAGCCGCAGCCCGGUUCCUGCCUCCGACCCGUCCGCGUCGGAUCUGCCCGAGCCCAGGGACUUGAGACGCACUGGCAGAGGUCUGACGGGAUGGCACCGUUUGCGAAGGGCCACCUGGGAUGAGCCACCACAUGGGGAAACCGACCUGCGGCGCUGCGUCCUGAGCCCGGCCGGGCGCUGGCGGCCAUGGUGCUGCGCCCCGAGCCCGCGGGCGGCCGGCGCGUCGUCAUCAUCAACGUGGGCGGCUGCAGGGUGCGCCUGGCCUGGGCGGCACUAGCGCGCUGUCCCCUCGCGCGCCUGGAGCGCCUGCGGGCCUGCCGCGGCCGCGAUGAGGUCCUGCGCGUGUGCGACGACUAUGACGCGGGCCGCGACGAGUUCUUCUUCGACCGCAGCCCGUGCGCCUUCCGCGCCAUCGUGGCGCUGCUGCGCGCCGGCAAGCUGCGGCUGCUGCGUGGCCCGUGCGCGCUGGCCUUCCGCGACGAGCUCGCCUACUGGGGCAUAGACGAGGCGCGCCUGGAGCGCUGCUGCCUGCGCCGUCUGCGCCGCCGCGAGGAGGAGGCGGCCGAGGCGCGCGCGGGGCCGCGGGGGAGCCCGGGGGACGCGGGGCCUGGCCGGCGCCUGCGGGACCUGCUGGACGACCCGCGCUCCGGACCCGCCGGCAAGCUCUUCGCCUGCGUGUCUGUCGCCUUCGUGGCUGCCACAGCGGUCGGCCUCUGCCUGAGCACCAUGCCGGACAUCCGCGCGGAGGAGGAGCGGGGCGAGUGCUCCCCCAAGUGCCGCAGCCUCUUCGUGCUGGAGACGGUGUGCGUGGCCUGGUUCUCCUUCGAGUUCCUGCUGCGCUCGCUGCAGGCCGAGAGCAAGUGCGCCUUCCUGCGGACACCGCUCAACAUCAUCGACAUCCUGGCCAUCCUGCCCUUCUACGUGUCGCUGCUCGUGGGGCUGGCGGCUGGGGGCGCGGGCGCGGGCGCGGGCGGCGCGGCGCUGCUGGAGCGCGCGGGGCUGGCGCUGCGGCUGCUGCGGGCGCUGCGCGUGCUCUACGUGAUGCGCCUGGCGCGCCACUCUCUCGGGCUGCGCUCGCUCGGCCUGACGGUGCGCCGCUGCGCGCGCGAGCUCGGCCUGCUGCUGCUCUUCCUGUGCGUGGCCAUGGCGCUCUUCGCCCCGCUGGUGCACCUGGCCGAGCGCGAGCUGGGCGCGCGCCGCGACUUCUCCAGCGUGCCCGCCAGCUACUGGUGGGCCGUCAUUUCCAUGACCACCGUGGGUUACGGCGACAUGGUGCCGCGCAGCCUGCCCGGGCAGGUGGUGGCGCUGAGCAGCAUCCUCAGCGGCAUCCUGCUCAUGGCCUUCCCGGCCACGUCCAUCUUCCACACCUUCUCGCGCUCCUACUCCGAGCUCAAGGCGCAGCAGCGGCGCGCCGCCAGCCCAGAGCCAGCCCUGCGCGAGGACAGCUCGCGCUCGGCCACGGCCACCGAGGACAGCCCACAGGGGCCUGUGGGCGCCGGCCAAGCCGGGGUCCCUUUUCCCGGGGAUGGCCACGACCGUCGCCGGGCCCAAGAGGCCGCUCCUCGCGAGCUUCUUCAGGAAUAGAAGCACGGUCCUCACCUCCCGCAGGCGACCUCGCGGGCCGGGCUCCCUCCCGGUACCCACGGCAUGUCCCUCCAAUCAAGCGCAGCCCGGACCGCAGCCUGACUGGGAGGUGGCAGUGGAAAGCGCCCCUGUGCUUCCAAUCAUUCCUGUCCCCUUUCCUCCGCACUUCCCUUUGGAGUUUGGACUCCCUAGCCCAGAAAUUCCAAGCCUGUAGCAAAUGCCACGAGGCCACACGUGUCCACGGGCCGCAUCCUCCCGCUUCCCUGCUCUUCGGCCAGCGUAGUUCCUGGAGCGGCUGUGGGCGGUGGGGAGGCUGGGGGGGCUCCUGCUUCUGCAGCUCACCCACAGUGGGCGGCGCCCCAUCAGGAGGGAGGCUUCUCUGCGCAUUCCUGACAAGUGACGGAAGUGUGACAUUAACACAGCCACCCAGUUCCUCUGGGGAGGGGGGCGGGUCCCAGCCCUGACCUCUGACCUCCCUCCCCCGCACUAGCUCCAUGGGGGUCUUCGUGGCCCCCUGAAGUCGUCUGGCUUGCCUCCCCCGUGAGAGCCAGGGGCAAGGGCGAAUUCGCCCCUGAAAAUGCCUCUGCAAAGCUCAAGGUCUGCAUGUUUCCCUGCGCUCUCUGCUGGCCUUGGACACCUUUACCCUCUGGGUUCUCCAAGAGGAGGUGGGGGAAGGGGCCCUGGUGUGCAGCUGCUGGGAGCCUGUCUUCACCAAGGCAUGAAGGAAUGGGACUUUACAAAUCACGUUACUCUGUCCCUUUUCAUUUUAAUGAGCGGAGCCAUGACACUGCAGACGCUGCUGCCCCAGGGCCCGCAGGAGGCGCACCUGGACCACCCCAGAGAGCCCCCCAGACACCUGGCACCCCCCGCCCCCCGCUGCCAUCCAUCACGGCUUUUGGCAGGGCCCCUGGCGCGAGGCCAGAGCCGGGAGAGGCUGGGGUGGGGGCUAGGGUGGGGCCCUUGCUCAGAGGACAUUUCCUAGGGUGCUACUGCUACCAAUAAACAGUGUGCCUCUCCUGCCUCUCCACCGAGUUCCUCGGGGCAGCACCAGCGUCCUCACCAGGCACAGGGGCGUCCAGGCCAAGGAGGAGUUUCCAGCGCUCACGGGGAGCCGGUAUGUGUAGACAGUGGGGCACCGCUACCUGGACAAAGCCCUUGCACGCAAAGCCCAGUUGUACCCCUCCAAGUCCCACAGCAGAGCCGGGGUCCCAAAUCUGCAACCGCACUGCACCCCGCAGGGCAGGGCUAGGUGUUCUCAGGGAACCAGGCUGCAAAGAACCCAGGGCUGAAGCUGUCAGGAUUUACACAAUGAGCCCCAGUUCUGCAGGGGUGGGGCAGGCUGGACUGCCUUGACAACAGACUCAGUUUCCCUCUUCCUCCUCCUCACACCCAGCCACAAUUUGCAUGCACAGAAGUACCUGGGUUCCAGCUCCUGGGUCAGUGUCAAGUGGACAAGGGCAGUGGGGUGCAGGGAAGCUGAAAUAAUGGUCUUACCGGCAACCAAGAAAACAUUCUGGGAUCAGAAUGAGCUGAGUGUCCCCAAACCACAGGGAGGCGAAGACUCUCCCACGUCUGACCUUGCACGGCUGCUCGAACCAGCUCUCUGAGGCAGAAAGGGUCCCCUUGUAUCAGACAGAGACACGGUCAUUCCACCAUGGACCAGGCCAGAUUCAGCACCUGGCCUGGCAUGCUCCACUUGCAGCUUCUCCCUACAGGGCCCUGGUUCCUGCACCACCUGGGGCUGGGUCCCCCUCUCCUUCCCUCCUGGGCCCACAUACCUCAAGCCAGGGCCAGCAGAGGUCUGCCAGGAGAAAGGACAGGGGAACUGGGGACUAGGGGACCCACCUGAGUGCUGGCUCUGGGCAGACUGGACCCUAAGGUUUAGCCCUGCCUCCUCCUGAUUGCCACAUCCGCUGACACCCCCCACAGGGCGGGGCCUGGGGACAUAGAAACACACCAAGGGUGACUGCGCUUGCUCAGGAGCGGGUGACACAGCUGCUGGCUGGUCCCAGGGGAUUCCCACCCAUGGAGGCCACACUCAGGGCAUCUACCCUCUGCUCAUCGGGCACGGCUGAUGACGCCAGGGGCAAACUGCUUUCUCCUGUGCAGUGGGGCUCGCUGACCAUCACCAUGAAGACCUCCAGAAAUAACCCAAGUUGUCCCUCCAAGGUCAGUGGUAGAGGAUGACCUGAGGGAUCUGGCCCCUACCCCCUCCUCACUGUGGGCUGCAGCGGUUCUACCCGGAACCCCUCGAAGACCAAGAGAGCCCUUGAAGCACCAGAGGUCACGGGGAGGGGGACCUGUCAACCGUCUGAGAAGUGGGGUGUGCAGUGGGAGGGAAGCCACACAUCUCCCACCGAGCAAGGAGACCAGCCAGCCCUGAGCUUUCCUGUCCCUUCUCUGGUGCCUACCCCGCCCACCCUCAGCCUCCGUAGCUGCCCCUGCACACAGGCCAUGGUCCCUCGUGCGGGACUCUGGGCAGGCCCCCGCUGGCCGUGGCCUCCAUGUUCCCGUCUGGGUCAGGGGACCAGGAACUCACCAAGGUCCCCACAACCUGCUGCCUCACACACUGACAAAAUCUACUGAACGCACCUACUGUGGGACAGAAUCGUGGGAUUCUUAUGUGUGAUGCUGACAUCACUGAGUCUGCUUAAAAUGCACAAAGGCAGUGCAGGGAGGGCAGGAGACAGCCUUACAAACCCCAAUUGUGCUGAGAGCUCUGUUCUGGCUCCGGAAGGAUCACUGACUUGGGACGUAGGCUCUAAUACCAGGUUAUGAUCACUCUCAGCCAGCCCGAGGCCUCUGGUUACCUGAAACCAUUGUGAGCACUGGGGGGUGGGGUAUGAUUUGGGUCUGUGACAUUCCAGGAAGCACCGGACACCCCUUGCCCUCAGGGCCACUUUCUGAGCAUGCAACCACCCUCAGACUGACCGCGCACCCCCUGCCCUCCACCCACCCUGGCUGACCCGUGUGUGCUUCCAGGGGACCUGGGGAACCGCUCAGACUGAGCACGGUGGCCCCAGGACUGAACAUGCCCCAACAUCAACACUGGGAGUCUGAAACCCUCCCCGACGCUUGCUGCCGAAAAAAUUCCUAUACUCAUUUAAGGGGAAAACACGUCCCACCCCUACACACACACACACACAAUUUCUUCUUGGCCAGCUGGAGACUGGGCCAGCACAGGCAGCCCAGCUUCAUUCACAGCCUUCCACCUGCUCCAAGUUCUUGGAGGCUCAUCGGAGUGAGCUGCACUUUGCCACUCACCCUAGCCGCCGGAGCAGUCUCGCCACGUUGUUCCCAUUUCCAAGAGCUAUUCUGUUGAGAGAAGAGCUGGAACAACUUACAGGAGAUCGAAGGUCGCAAAGAGCGACCUUCGCCUACUUUUUUGAUUAGAAGUCCACUUCUUGUGGGGCUCGUGAGAGCCUGUGGCCUCCCACUGACAGAACUCAGGGCACAGCGCUCUCCUGGCAAGCGGGACACGGGCCCCGGCUCCUUCUGCUCCAUCUCCGAACGGCAGCCCCACAGACUCCCCACACCACCUCUCCGGUCUUUAGUGGAGCCACAGGUAGGUCUUCAAGAACGGAGAUGGGCUCACAGAAAAAGACACCUUUGUAUAUUUUACUCUUCAUUUCACUGUUGGAAUUUUUACUGAAUGCAUAAUUUAAUUAAAAGUUAAUUUUAAUCAAGAGAUUACCAGAAGGAAUAUAAAAAUUUACCCCCAAAGCCGGACAAGGGUCCAGGCUGGGGAUGCUGGCUGCCUGAGAGGACCACAGUGGUGUCACCAGCUUGGACCCGCUCUGGACCAGACUCGCUCUUGGACUUGGGGCCAGUGCUGGGCGGGGGGGGGGGGGGGGGGGGGGGGGGGUGACUUAUCCAAAAAUUCAAAAUAUCACUUCCAUGUAUUUUCACCGUAUCCUUUUGAUAUUUUUGAUAUCUUGCCCCCAAAUGUAAACUGUGUCCAUGAUAAAAUAAUUGCUCAGUACACACAACUCCAUCCCUACUUGCUCAACAGACCUGUCCAUUUUCCUUGAAACACUUCUCUUGGCCUUUCUUUAAACAGGAUGCCUCUCACCCUUUCCAGACAUUCAGUGGUCAGGGCCCUCCCCUGGCCUGGCCCUGUUGGUCUGUUUGGGGGGCUGGUCUGUCCUGGGGGGGCUGGCCUGUCCUGCGGACGGGUCUGUCCUGGGGGCUGGUCUGUCCAGGGGCUGUUCU